AUGAUAGUUUAUGCAGUAGCAGGUGUUCUUGCAUUUGUAGCCAUAUUAUGCAGCAUAUUGCCUGAGAAGAAAACGAGGUUUCCAAAGGAGUAUCUCCAUGAUAACGGACGCCCCUUAGGUCUUUUGGAAGAUGCUUUGCGACGCUUUCAUGAUGAGAAUGGUUUUUUGAUUCUUGCUAAUGCUCUGGUUUUGCGAAACAUGAAACCACUGCAAGAAUCUGUAGUGAAGAAAGCCUUGGAGCUUCUGGCAGAGAGACAUCCUAUGCUGCGCAUAUGCAUUAGAAAGAACAAUGAUGUUGAUUAUUGUUUUCAGAAAAGGCACAAUGUUCUCGUGGAUCUGCGUCAACUUGACACCUCAAACUGGCGCAACGUUAUGGAGGAGAGUUUGUUGGAGAAAUUUGAUGUGGAAAAUGGUCCUCUAUGGAGGUUAACAUUCCUUCCCAAUGCAAGAUAUGAGACAGAAACAGGAAGUGACGUUAAUGAUACAUCUUUUCCUCAUGAGUGCAUUUGCAUUUUUUGCUUUCACCACAGCAUAAUAGAUGGCACAUCUUAUUCAAGACUUUUUGCGGAAUUUGUUCACCAUCUGAAUAAACUGAACAAGAACGAGGAGCCUAAAGUAACAGCAACGCCCAUGUUGCCACCUUGUGAUGUAUAUGUGGAUGAAGUAAUUCAGAUAAAAUGGUACCAUAUCGCAAUGAAAUUAGCUGUGAAACUAUUGUGCUUCAUACCGGGCCUCCCCAAAUUUAUUAAAACUGCAAUGGGUGAAAAAGAAAACGCUUUUAGUAGAAAACAUGGCAUGGAGUACCAAAGAAAUCCUCAGAUUCAACCAAGAACCAAGAUUAUUCCCAUCGAGUUUACAAAGGAAGAAACGACAACUUUUCUGAGGCGUUGCAAAGAGUGGCAGACCACGGUGCAAGGAGCCGUUCAAACGGCAGCAAGUGUAGCAAUGGUAGAUAUGAUGGAGGAACGCGAGUUUGAAGUGGAGGCCACAGUUACAGUUAAUAGCAGACCAUUCUUCAGAACCAAAGUUCCGAAUGAGUACGUUGGACUAUACUUUUGUCGUCUCUCUUGUAGAAACAAAAUUCUUUCUUCCCCAAAUCCUGAACAGUUCUGGAAGAUAGGCUCAAGUUGAACAACAAUAAUAAUAACAAUAAUAAUAAUCCAUUUAUAUAGCGCCUUUUCUACAAGAUUCAAAGGCGCUGUUUACAAAAAAUUAGAUAGAAGUAAAAAGUAAAAAUAAUCGCAAGAAAUUGACAUUAAAACUAGACGCUAACUACAAAAUAGAUAAAUGUACACAAUAGAUAAAAAAAAAUCAGAUAACAAAUAAAAACGUCACGAUUCAUAAGCUCGCAUAAAAAGAAAUGUUUUAAGUUUGCGUUUAAAAUCAUCAAUUGAGUUUGCAGAUUUAAUAUCCUCAGGUAAGUUAUUCCAAAGUUCCGGAGCAGCAACAGAAAAAGCUCGUUUACCAUACGAAUUGAGAUUAACAUAGGGUUUAACUAAUAAAUUUCUGUUAGAGGAUCUAAGAUUGCGGCUGGGUGUAUACAAUUGAAGGAGUUCCUGUAUAUAGAUUGGAGCUCGAUCAUGUAGUACUUUGUAUGUAAUUAACAUAAUUUUAAAUUCAAUGCGAAAGGAGACAGGGAGCCAGUGAAGAUCCAUCAGGACUGGAGUAAUGUGGCAAAAUCUUGGACACUGGUUGACAAGGCGAGCAGCAGAAUUUUGAACAUGUUGAAGCUUCCGAAUAAGAUAGGAUGGUAGGCCGUACAAUAAAGAAUUAGAAUAAUCAAGUUUAGAAACUACGAAGGCAUGAAUAAUGAUCUUUGCAGCAUCAUAAGUAAGAUAUUUGCGUGUGAAACCAAUGUUACGAAGAUGGAAAAAGGACGAUUGACAGACUGAAUUGACAUGAGGUACCAUACAAAGGGACUGAUCAAAGAUAACUCCAAUAUUGCGUGCACUGGCGGAGCAGGAUACAGUCUCAUUUCAUAUAUCAACAGAAGAUAGUGGUGGCCGACGUCGAUAGGAAGAGGAUAUUACGAGAACUUCGGACUUGCCUUUAUUUAAUUUCAGCUUGUUGGAAAGCAUCCAUGCGUCCAUGUGCCGAACACAGUUUACCAAUUUGGCGUUACUCAGAUUCAUAUCAGAAACAGACGACGUCCUGAACGUAAUAUAUAGCUGAGUGUCAUCAGCAUAAAAGUGAUAGAACAUUUGAUGACGUCGAGUAAUCUCGCCAAGAGGGGAUGUGUACAUUGAAUAUAACAAUGGGCCAAGAACGGAUCCCUGCGGUACACCAAACUCAAGAACAUGAGAAGCAAACACCUGGAAGGUAUGAAAAUGUCUUUUAUCAUGCGACCAGUGUUUACUCAGAUGUCAAGAGAGGGCGAAAGUGAUCGAGGUGGUCGGGAUCGCACAUCUCUGUUGGUCUUCUCAAACCUUGGCUACUGCAAAUUUCUUGAUGGAACUCCAGAUGAGGACGUCAUCCUUAGAGCAAUGUACGGCUGUUCUGCAGAACACCAACACGGACCCGCCAUCUUUGGCAACAACCUGGCCACGUUCAACGGAAAACUGUUUUGGACGAUUGUGUAUUAUAGCAACCUUGUAAGUGAUGCCACCGCACAGAAAUGUGCUGAUUUAGUCAAAGAAACUAUCCUUAAUGCAAUCAAGAACCGCUAA
This is a messenger RNA of Porites lobata, 2666 nucleotides long. The record is from the annotation of a GenBank genome assembly. Lineage: Eukaryota; Metazoa; Cnidaria; Anthozoa; Scleractinia; Poritidae.